AUGUACGCAGUCGCAGUGUUCCCUGACAAACGACGAAUGAUUACGGGUUCGAGCAACACGCUUCGUCUUUGGGACUUGGAGACUGGUGUUGUGUUGAAGAUGAUGGAAGGGCAUAACAGUGCAGUGCAUGCAUUGGCGAUAUCGCGAGAUGGUCAAAUAAUAGCAAGCGGUGAUGACGAUGGAAAGGUCAUCGCCUGGCACGGAGAAACUGGUGAAUCCAUCACCCAACCCAUGAAAAUCCACCCCGAACCCAUCAGUUCGUUGGAUUUUUCUCCGGAUGGUAUGGUGCUGGCCACUGCCAGUAAUUCAUCGGACCGAGCGGUGAAGUUUUGGUGUACGAAAACGUGGCAAAUGCAAGGAGAUCCAAUGGAGUGUGGUUAUAACAUUGUCGGUAUUCGAUAUUCGCCUUCUAGUGAACUUCUUGCCAUCGCAACACACUCCUCUAUCCAAAUUUAUAAUCCAGGCACAAGGGAAUGUGUCGCAUCGUUGACAGGUCGCCGGUUGACCCGUCAUGAAUCAGAUACACAGACUCGGAACACAUCACUCGCGUGGACGCCUGAUGGCACACGCCUUCUUUCAGGAGCCGGAAAUUACAUAUUGGAGUGGGACACAUCAACCUGGCAGCAGGUUGGUCAUCGCUGGGAAGGCCACACCAACACUAUCACUGCCAUUGCCAUUCAUCCCACUGGCACCCUCGUCGCUUCUGCAUCUAACGACAAGCAUGUUCGUCUCUGGCGACUCUCAGAUCAACGAACCGUCGCCGUCUUCCAUCAUUCAUUGACAUUACGAGUGAAUUGUGUCACGUUCUCUGUGGACGGCAAGCACAUCCUCAGCGGAGUUUCUAUCCUUGACUCUCAUAACCCAAUUCGAGCAUCAUUUGUGCAGAUCCUUGCUAUCACAACAGCCCGCGAUGAAUGUCUGACUGGGGACUUGUCUAUCGCUGAAGAGCUUCUCACCCAAGAGAUCCUUACCAACGCCAACGACUUUACUUCAUAUGCCAGUCGUUCGUUCAUUAUGGCCCGGAAGCACAACUUGGACAACGCCCUUGAGGAUGCAAGCAAGUCAAUCAACAUUGAACCAUCAUUGAUUGGCUUUAUCUCGAAAGGCAUCGCCCUUUGCGGAAAAGGUCACGUCCGAGAAGCAAGGGUAGCAUUCGACGUCGCAUCCAUGUUCACGAACCAAGAUUCAGAAAUCAACCUAUUUCUUCUCUUGAUCAAGGCCAUCGCACUUUUCAACGCAGAUCAACACGAGGAAGCAAUGCUGCUCAUCAAAGACCUGGCUGCCGUUUGUUCGAAUGUCGAUCCUCUCGUGUGUCGUGUCGUGGAAACAUAUCUACGUGUCCAGCUCGGGAUCAAAGCCUCGGAUGAUGCGCGUCAUGACGAAGCUACUGAGCACUUCACUGCUGCUGUUAACUCCACUGCUUUCUCACCGCAAUACAUUCAUUUGAUAUAUGCGGACUUCGUCAUGCUCUUUGGCUGGGAUCUCGAGUCCUUGUUGCUAACUACACACCAGAAACGGUGCCAGGCAUUCCUUUCGGCGGGUAAACUCGACGAAGCCCUCGAAGCACACAAAUACAUGAUGGACGCCAUUGACGACAUUGCGAAGGGCAGCUGUCUCAAUUGGUCCAAUGGCAAGUCUUCCGAGAAAUGCAGCACGCUCGCUGCGCAUAACGACCGUAUUCUUGGUGCGGAGAUCCCGGGACAAGAGCAAGAUGGCUAUGAUGCAGAACCCAGUUUCUUCUAUGAAAUGCAUCAAAUUUCCAGGCCAAGACUUCAACAGCGCCCUGAGCGCCUCAAAAGACUUAGGCUCGCUAUGACGAGGAGGCCUCAGGAAGCUCCUACACUUGGACCUGCACCACCCGCCACCUCACCAGUCGCCACCACCUCGCCACCAGUCGCCACCACCUCGCCACCAGUCGCCACCACCUCGCCACCAGUCGCCGCCGCCACCACCACCACCACCUUCAAAACUCACCUACGACACCUAUUUACCCUACCACUCCAUCAUGCAACGCAACCUGUUGUCGACGUUCCUUUUGCCCAAGGUCGACAGCGUAAUGCUGCAGCGGGUGCUCCUGGGAGUGAGCACUCCUUGAUACGUGAUGAAGACCUUCCUUCACAGGAUCCCAAUACGCAACAUCAACAUCAACCAGCAGCAGUUCAGGUAGACACCGGCGAACAUGGAGGCGGCCUAUCCUGUUGCUGCUGCUAGAAGCAUUGGUGAAUGUCCACGGGGAUUUCAGUUUUAUCGUUCAUAUUGUCAUGGUAUUCACAUUGGCUUGAAGCGGUAGUUUGUCGAUAAGAUCAGCAUCUUUUAGCUCACUUUUUGUCCUCCUCCGAGUCUAUAGCUGAUUAUGAACCUUGACUUGCGCAUAAGUUACUGAGUUUAGGCAGACCUGAGGCGAAGGAAGACAGUUGUUCUUUCUAGGCUAAAACAACCAGAGGAGUGUCUUUCCAGAGGCUUAUCAGCCUCGAGGCAGUAUGAAAGAAGUCCCGACGGGGAAGGGGAAGAAUCUUUAGCACAAGCGCCGACUGGACUGAUUUCUACAUUGACGGUACCGGUAAAUGCUUGAUGGGUUAGAUCUGUCUUCCAUCGUAGGAGUCAAGUCGGAACUUCAUUCUUCAAAUAGAAGCAAGACAAACUGGUCUGUCCAUCGAUAAGGGCGUUGAUCACUUGAAUCUGG
Messenger RNA from Suillus fuscotomentosus, 2683 nucleotides. RefSeq names its product WD40-repeat-containing domain protein. The transcript has 10 exons. The record is from RefSeq and is a predicted model, not a curated record. Gene Ontology annotation, molecular function: protein binding. NCBI's taxonomy places the organism in Eukaryota, Fungi, Basidiomycota, Agaricomycetes, Boletales, Suillaceae. The coding region runs from base 1 to 2211 and encodes 736 amino acids.